AUGGCUUCGUCAUCAUGGGAAAAAUUGGAGAUUUCAUUGACUCUGUUCUUAGACAAAGAUAAAAGUAAGGCUCUAUAUGCUGAAGCAGAGAAUGACUUUGUCAAUGUCUUAUUGAGCUUCUUAACAUUGCCCCUGGGAACUAUUUCUGGACUUGUUGGUAAAGAAUCUACUUUACUGCCUUGCACGUUUAGCUGCAUUUCCUCACUGCGUCAGAGUGUGGAAAAUCUGGACCUAAGACACUUUACUUCUGAUGGGUAUAAAGGAAAGCUGCUGAAUCCAAUCAACCCAAGUGUAGCAAAAUUUAAAAAUCUGCUAUAUAACUUCGAUGAUCCCCAAAUGUCAAAUUGCUGUGUUCGGUAUCUUCGCAAGCCCGCAUGUUUUGUUGUCUGUGAUGAUCCAAGAGUGAUGCCUAGUGAUCUGAACACAACCUUAUGGAUACUACGUUUUCUUGGAAUUGAAUAUGCUCCAGAGAAAUUGACUGUGCAUGUGACUGAGAAAGUGGUGAACGUGUUGGAUCUCCUGAAGUUCUCUUUAUGGUCUAAAACACCAUUGACAGAUUCAUUCCUGCACAAAAAGCUCCAAAUUCAGAACU
Neltuma alba is the source of this 592-nucleotide messenger RNA. RefSeq lists its product as uncharacterized. The transcript is spliced from 2 exons. Lineage: Eukaryota; Viridiplantae; Streptophyta; Magnoliopsida; Fabales; Fabaceae. The annotation marks the transcript as partial. The record is from RefSeq and is a predicted model, not a curated record.